UUUGGCUGCAAAGCUAGUCGUUCGAACGAACCAGUCGCGGGUACCAUUUUGAAUUUCGGAAAACGAAAGUCUGCACACCAAAACCGGCUUCAUUACUUAACAUCCGUUCGAGGAUCGUGAAGACGCGUUCCCACUUGACACUACCGUCGACUCGCAUUCUUGGGUAUGAUCGGCAACAACAAUUCGAAGGGUGAUGAAAGGGUAAUUCAAACAGGCAACGGAACUAUCACGAACAAAAAGAAUGGCAAAACGCAGUACAUUAAUUUUGGUGAAGAGGAUCAAAUGGAAAUACAAGGAUUCGCUAGCAGUAAGUUGAGGUUGCGGAUCUGCGUGACCGUCUACUGCCUAACGCUGGGAUUGCUCAGGUUGUUUUUUCAUUGGUACCCGUAUCUGCAUUUAGUGGCGACUCACUCCAAAGCUCCGUUAAGCAGUGCUGAGAAGGUUCUAAUAACGGAUAAAUACCAAGGCAAAGCGAAAACUUACUUCGUCAAAACCGUCAAAGUAUUAAGAAGCGAAACCUCGACCGAUAGCGGCGAGAAAAGCGUUCAAAAGUUGUUGAAAUUUCGCCUGGCGGAUGGUCGAACCAAAGAACUAUACCAGAUACGUAUUAUUAGAUGUAAGAAACUUAGUUACAUUUGGGACGACGAGAUGCAACGAUUCGCGAAACUGGCAGGGUUAGAAAACGGGAUAACCAGGUCGAAUCUUCACGACUUCGGAGGUCAAACCAAAGACGAACAACUCAGAAAGAAAAUCGUCUACGGGGAUAACGAAAUAAACGUGCCAGUUCAAACGGUUUCGACACUGUUACUGUUGGAAGCCCUAACUCCCUUCUAUAUAUUCCAGUUGUUCAGUUUGAUCGUUUGGCUAUCAGAAAGCUACUACUACUACACGGUGGCUUUGAUCGUCAUGUCAGUCUUCGGCAUAGCCACGUCGGUGAUUCAAACCAGAAAGAAUCAGAAAAAUUUGAAAGGGACGGUGAACCGUUCCGACAGAGCUACGAUCUGUAGAGCCCCUGGGGUGCACGACGAGGUUUCCACAUCAGAACUGGUACCUGGAGAUGUCAUCGUCAUCCCAAAGUUCGGAUGCGACGUGCACUGCGACGCUGUUCUGCUUUCUGGAGGGUGUAUCGUCAACGAGAGCAUGCUUACCGGUGAGUCGGUGCCCGUAGCCAAGUCGCCAGUUCACAACGACGACACCCUUUACAACGUCAAAGAAGACGUGAAUCACACUUUGUUUUGCGGGACCAAAGUUAUCCAGACGAGAUGUCAGGAUAACGAGGCGGUGACCGCGGUGGUGAUCCGAACGGGAUACCUGACCACCAAAGGCGAGCUGGUGCGAAGUAUUUUGUACCCGCCACCGGCCGAUUUCAAAUUCGACCAGGACAGCUACAAAUACAUAGGGAUCUUAUCCUGCAUCGCGGCUUUAGGUUUCCUAUACACGGUCGUGUCCAAGAUAUCGAGAAAUAUAGCACCGUUGGAGAUCGCGAUCAAGGCCCUAGACAUCAUUACCAUAGUGAUACCACCGGCUUUACCAGCGGCUAUGACAGUGGGAAAGCUCUACGCUUUGAACCGUUUGAAGAACAACAAGAUUUUUUGCAUCAACUCGCGGGUCAUCAAUGUUUCCGGCUCGGUGGAUUGCAUUUGUUUCGAUAAGACAGGCACUUUAACCGAAGACAAUUUAGACAUGUGGUCAGUGGUGCCCGUAAGAGAAGGCGAAUUCGACGCCCCCAUUAAAGAUAUGCGCACAGUAACGACUUCGUUGAACUUUCUGCGCGGAAUGGCGGCUUGUCAUUCACUUUCCAGAAUCAACGGCCAAACCUGCGGAGAUCCACUGGAUGUGAAGAUGUUCGAAUCAACUGGCUGGACCUUCAUUGAUAACCACACAGGUGAAAUUAAAUACGAUUCAUUCACACCACUAGUCGUGAUGAUGUCGCAGAAUCCUAAUUUGGGGGAACAUCAAGAAGUAGCGGUGGUGAAACAGUUCCAGUUCUCGUCUGCGCUACAAAGGAUGAGCGUGGUUGCCAAGUCGCCGACAAAUCCCCACCUCGAAGUGUUCUGCAAGGGGUCGCCGGAAGUGAUAGUGACGCUUUGUAACGCGACAAGCGUUCCCGGCGAUAUUCGCGUAAAACUGAAGCAGUACACCGAACAAGGUUACAGAGUCAUAGCUCUCGCGUUCAGGACCCUCGAGUCAACCGAGCACGUCUUUGCGCUGAGCAGAAAAGAGGCGGAGACGGGUCUGACUUUCCUCGGCCUUAUCGUGUUCGAGAACAAGCUCAAACCGAAGACUGCGAACGUCGUGAGGACUUUGAAAGACGCAGAUAUGAAAGUCGUCAUGAUUACUGGCGACAAUAUUCAGACGGCCGUUACGGUGGCCAAAGAAUGCGGAAUUGUGGGCGUAGAAGUGACGAUCAUCGAGGUGGUGGUUACCAAACCGAGCAAGUUCGAAUUCGCUAGUAUUAAGUAUAACGUGGUGAAACGAGCUGGUGGGAAAAUGUACUCCCUCAAUGGUCACGACUACUCCAAGGUGGAUAUCGAAAUCGCAAGGGAAAGAAACUAUUGUCUAGUGAUGAGCGGUCAGUGCUGGGGCAACUUGGUUCGCUAUUUUCCGGAUAUGGUACCGAAAAUUGUCGCGAAAGGUGUUGUGUUCGCGAGAAUGUCCGGCAUACAAAAGCAGCAACUCGUCGAAGAACUGAAAACGCUGGGAUACUACGUCGCCAUGUGUGGCGACGGCGCAAACGACUGCGGUGCUCUCAAAGCGGCGCACGUGGGCGUGUCCUUGUCGGACGCAGAGUCUAGCGUAGCAUCUCCGUUCACAUCGAAGGAACAGGACGUGUCGUGCGUGCCCGAAGUGGUCAAAGAGGGCAGAGCCGCCCUCGUCACCUCUUUCGGCGUCUUCAAAAUGAUGAUCUGCUACAGCCUGACAGAAUUCUGUUCGGUGAUCAUCCUCUACAACAUCGACUCCAACCUUAGCUCGUUCCAAUUCUUGUUCAUCGACGUCGUCCUCAUCAUGACGUUCGCUUCCUCUUUCGGCAGGACCAAAGCCGCCGCGACGCUUGCCAAAAAACCACCGAGGAUGAGCAUCCUCAGCUUCGUACCAGUAUGCUCGAUCGCCCUGUUUAUGGCACUGACCGUAGCGUUUCAAGUGUUCGCGUUCCGACACGUGCAGACCUACGAUUGGUUCGUUGCGUUUCGCUACGACCGGCUUAAUCCCUACAAUUUCUACUCGUACGAGGACUACGCAGUAUUUGGUGUCUCGAUGUUCCAAUACAUCAUCCUAGCCGUGGUGUUCUCCAAGGGUAAACCCUACAGGCGACCCUUGUACACCAAUUCCGUAUUCCUGCUGAGUUUGAUCGUUAUGACGAUACUGUGCGCGUGGGUAGUUCUGCGUCCGCCCGAGUUCCUCUGGAAAGUUCUCGAACUAAAAGUGCCUCCCCAUUGGGACGGAAGAAUUGCGAUCUUGGGGAUCGCAUCGUUCAACUUCCUAGCGUGCUACGCGUUGGAGGAGUUGUUCGUCGAGGUGAUUCUCGGACGGUACGUCGAACCGAAGAUAGUGAAGUCGGCCAAGAGGUACGAGCAAGUACUGGAAGAUUUACAGCAAACCGAUUGGCCAUUGGUGGAGGGCUACGAGCCCGGGGCGGAAGUGAAAGGGCUGGUGAAUCGGGCGUAUUUGGAAGAGACCAAUGAAAAAACAAAGUUGUGAUUGUGUAGAAGUGAAAGUUGGGCGAGAAAUCAAAGCUGAGUGAUUGUGAUUCAUAAUGAGAAAAAUCGUUGGACGAGAAAACAAAAAUCUGAUCCUGAUUUAAAGUAGAUAAAUGUACAACGUAAAAGAGUUUUGUUUUCUUCAAUCUUACAUUUUUUAAACGCACGGGCGGUAUUUUCCUGUAUAAUAUCCCUUGUAGUGCAAUUUUUUCGAGUACACGUGUUUUUGGAAAUUAUCCCAAGACGUGAAGCAUCCCCCGACUUCAUAACCGACAUCGUUGAAUAUGUAGCAACAUAACCCAAAUUAAGAACAAAUUUAUUUUGCUGCACCUGAGCUUUGAACAAUCCAAAGUUUUUGUAAUUAGAUUCUUGCGCAAAACUUGGGAUACCAAAAAAAAAUUUGGCUUUCCCCCGCCUCCACCCCGGACCAACCGCCCCAUCCGGCCUUCAACCGGCGCGAACAGCAAAAACAGUGGAGCCGGCACACUUAAACACUUUAAAACGUACACCAGAAACUUCCGAAACAAAAAUCACACACAAAAAAACGGUUUUUGGAACGCACAAAACGGAAUGCUGUGGAAUUCUCGACUCCAGAAUAUCCAAAGAAUAAUAUAAGAAGGAAAAUUAUAGCUCCGUUACUAGGAUUUCUGUAGUGAGCAUUGCACAUGGCGGGUUCACCUCCGCUCCCGACAAAAUCCUCUGUAAUCGUCCCCAAAAUAAUCCAAAUGGGUUCCAUUGUGUGGAUUUAGUGUUCUCAGUGUUUAGUAAUGUUAUAAAGUGCGUAAUCGUUGUCUACACCCUUGUUUUUUGACUUCUACGCCGGUUGGAGGCUGGAUGGGCCCGAAUGGUCCGUGGCGGAACCGAAAGGUCGUUUUCGGCAAUCGGUUAAAAGUUUUCAAGAAAGCAGAAUUCUCCAUUAGUUUGUUUCCCUUGUUUGUUCCUUUUAAUUAAUGCACCCUUCAGGUAAUAAAGAAAAUAUUGAAUUAUAGUUGUUAGUGGCCGAGUGAUCUUAGCAAUUUGGCCAAUAGAAGUAAAGGAGAGGGAGGGCUAUGUUCCCAAUGAUCUUAGGCAUUGCGAAGCUAACCUACAAACAAUAAACAAUGUAAAUAAUGGUAUUUAUUUUAAAGAAUAUCAAGAACGGAAAUGAAGUUUGUCUGAGUUAUGAAAAGAAGCAUACAAUAGGGAGACGAUCUUUUAAUGACAUUAUAGUGAAAGAUCCUACUGUUAGUAAAAAACAUGCGUUAUUAAUCACAAAGGCUGAAAAAGUUAUCUUAAAAGACUUAAAUUCUAAACGGGGUACUUUGGUCAACGGAAAAGAAAUAAAAUCAAGCCACAUAUUAAAAAGUUCAGAUAAAAUAAAAUUUGGUCUGAAAGAUGCCGAGAUCCAGUUUUUGGAACUUAAUUGGAGAACGGUAGUAUCCGAUAUGAUUGAAGCUGAUGAAAAAAUACUUCGCAAGGCACUCAAUAACUGCCAUGUUAAAAUAGCUGACACUUGGUCAAACAAAUGUACACAUUACACUACCCACAGGAUAACACUGAAGGAAGAAAUAUUGAGUGCUUUGAUUGAUCGUAAGCCUUUUGUUACAACUCAAUUUUGGCUUAAGCUGGAAAAGUGCUUGCAUGAUAAUGAUUCUCUUCCUGAUACAUGGCAGUUUUUUCCACCUUUAGAUGAAAGCUUGAGAAAGUAUGGUUUGGACUUCAAUCCCGACUUGAGAAGACGAUUUUUAUUUGAAGAAAAACAAUUUGUUGUUUUUGAUGAAGAGAAUGAAUAUGUCUUUGCAGGGCUUAUAGAAAAAUGCGGUGGAACUGUAUUAUUCUGGACAAAAUUAAGUAAAGAAACAAAGUUGAAAAUUUUGAAUAAUUCAAACUAUGUGUUUGUAAACAACGGCAAUGUUGCAAAAUAUAUAGACACAUCAACAUGCAAAAACUUAUUUUCAAAAAGGGAUAUAUGCUUAGCCAUCUGUCAAUGUUCCACACAAAUACGUUCUGAAAUGCAAUAUAUUGGUGAUUCAACAACGGAUAACACAAAAUGUGGCACCAAUAUAUCUGAGGCAGAUUCAACAACACCUGAUUUUUUGGAUGAAUUGCCUACCACGGAUGGUGGAAGAGCUGCUAGUCAUAGUUCUAUAGCACCAAGCGAAACUUUUGAAUUAUUGGCAGGUUCUUCUCCCAAAAAAUUAAAAGCGAUAGAACAUCAUUCUGACAGAACGGAAAGGAAAAAUGACACAAAGUUAGUGUUGAAUCCUUUUGCGAAAGUGCAUUCUUCCACAAAAGCCAGCGCACCUCACGCGAUAUCAAAAAAGCCAAAGAAUGAUCCACAUUCUAUGCCUAAAUGGUUGGAAAAAAGAAGGGCAACCUUGCCAACAGAUAAUGGUCUCCACGAUAGCCUUCCAGUAGUUGAUUUAACUAUGGAUGACUCAAGUCAAAGUGAGGAACGACAAAUGGACUCAUUUAUAAAACAGGUUAAGAGUAGAUUCAAGGAUGUUGAAAUAGAACUUGUACUGACUCAAAAUCGGGAUUUGAGGUGAAAUUAUUAAUAAUUAGAAAAUGUAAAUGAGUUUGCGCCUAUUGCAUACUUUAUAUUUUAUUUGAAGAUGUGUUGAUUGUUUUGUAUUUACUUUUAUGGUAUUAUACUGAACCUAUUAUAAAAUAAUUUAAUGUAUUUAUGUUUAUCUAUAAUAUUUUUAUUACAAAUGCGAGUUAAUUUUUCUCUGCGAAU
Molecule: messenger RNA, 6417 nt
Organism: Cylas formicarius (sweet potato weevil)
Lineage: Eukaryota; Metazoa; Arthropoda; Insecta; Coleoptera; Brentidae
Product: polyamine-transporting ATPase 13A3-like
Exons: 21
Coding region: 166-3699 (1177 amino acids)
Biological process (GO): polyamine transmembrane transport; intracellular calcium ion homeostasis
Cellular component (GO): membrane
Molecular function (GO): ATP binding; P-type transmembrane transporter activity; ATP hydrolysis activity
Source: RefSeq, a predicted model, not a curated record